Astrephomene gubernaculifera is the source of this 1919-nucleotide messenger RNA. The record is from the annotation of a GenBank genome assembly. NCBI's taxonomy places the organism in Eukaryota, Viridiplantae, Chlorophyta, Chlorophyceae, Chlamydomonadales, Astrephomenaceae.
GCCUUAUACCCCUGCUCAGGCCGCCGUUCAGAGCCUAUAUGCGCCCUCACACCAAAUUUCUGACGAAGGUCCAAACGAAGGUCCAACCAAGGAAAACCUCUUUACGCUUCGUAGCCUUCGCGUUGUAUACUCGUCCUGUCACAGGGUAUGCUUACGGCUUUGUUACGAUGCGCGUGGAGUUCAGCCUAUGAUAGCGCAGACGAAUUUUGUAGAAUGCAGAUACUUCCCGCUAGAGUCCCUGCUGUUGACCUUUAGAAUGCACAUGCAAAUGCAACUCAGCAGUAAAUUAACCAGAGGGCAGCAGCUCCGGCAUGGAAGGUGUCGAUGGCACUUUCUGUUUGUAGUACUAGCUCUCCGUUCAGGCUUGUCCGCGAGCCAGCGCCCCCCGCAGCCACCUCGACCUCCACCAUCGCCGAAGCCCCCAACCCCGCCACCGUCUCCAUUUCCCUCACCACCGCCGGUCCCUUCUCCACCAAGCCCACUUCCUCCCAGCCCGCCACCGCUGCCUCCAAAACCUGUGCCGCCCUCGCCAGAACCCCCAUCCCUGCCCACGCCGCCGUCUCCCCCUUCGCCUCCCCCGGUACCUCCUACGUUGCCCCCUGCACCGCCAUCACCUCCCACAAAUGAAACGACCUAUCUGUUCUCCACCCCAGCCGGCGUCUACUACCUAUACCGGAACAAGGCCAGCUGGACCACCGCGCUGGAGGUCUGCAGGGCUCGCGACAUGACGCUCGCCUCCUGGCCAGACAACCAGGAGCUUUACAACAUCUUCGCGGGCGCCUGGGAGUACACCUACGCGCCGGAGUUCUGGGUGGGGGUGCUGCGCCGGGCCAACAAGACAGAGUACGAGUUCGCGGAUGGCGGCGCCGUGCCCGCCAUUGAUGGACUACCGAUUGAGGAGUACAUUGAGGUGGUCGACCCCACCUGUGUGACGGACGUGCGGGGGUGCUGUGCCUCGCUCACGGACCGAGCGGUGGGGAGGUUCGUGGGGCCGUACCAAACGCCCCGUGGUCCGCGGCUGCUGGUGCGGAACUGCCUCAGCACUCUGCUCUACCUGUGCGAGGCCUCGCUGCCGCCCAGUCCCUCACCCCCCUCGCCGCCCUACACUCCGCUGGCCGCCAACCUGCAGCUGCGCUUCCAGCUCGACUACCUCAGCCUGACCACCACAGCAGGCCGGUUGGCGGCGUUCAGGCUGCGGGUUGCGGAGCUGCUGCGCAAGGAGUAUGCGGCCAAUCCAACGGAUGUCAACGUGUACGAGGCCUACCAGGACACGGACGGUUCCACGGUGCUGCGCCUGCUGCUCUCGCUGCCGGCUGCCGUGGACGCCAACUCGGCCGCCUCCUACCUCUUCCGCCUCACCACCUCGCCCUCACUCGUCUUCGACAACACCUUCCGUGCACAGUAUCUGGUCGGCACGCCCAUCUACGCCACGCUGCUUGGGGUGGUGCCGCGCAACGCGCCGCCCCCUGCUGGCGCGCUGCAGCAGAGCAGCGGCGACCGCAGCGACGGCGCGCCGGACCGCAGCCGUGUGGGUCUGCUGGCAGGGCUGGUGGGCGGAGGCGGACUGGCACUGCUGAUGGGAGGUGUGGUCGGCUACCUGGCGCUAGCGAGGAGGCGGGCGGCGCUGCGGGCAGUGCAGGAGGUGCACUGAGAGGGAGGGGUAAAGCGGGAGAGUAAUAGCGGGAUAAGAUUCCUCCGGAGAGGGAGGGGUGGUUGAAUGGGAGGCCCGAUCAUUGACGGUUGCGAAUUGGCGAUGUGUACAUCAUUACCAAGAUUCGCCAAGAAACGCGUCUUGGUGGGGACGGGCGUGGAGUUCGGGGAGGCGGUCGCCAAUGUUGGAACCGGUUAGCGCUGAAGCGUGGAGGGAUGUGCAGUCGGGUUGGAUGGGGAUGGGCAGGAAACCAGAAGGGUGUAGGGGG